Molecule: messenger RNA, 2055 nt
Organism: Odontomachus brunneus
Lineage: Eukaryota; Metazoa; Arthropoda; Insecta; Hymenoptera; Formicidae
Exons: 7
Coding region: 777-1625 (282 amino acids)
Source: RefSeq, a predicted model, not a curated record
AGAACCAAAAAUUAAGUUAUUAUACACGAUAAUAGAAAGAAGACUAAUUAAAUCUAGCGGGAAAGCCGCCAUAUUGAUUUAAUUCGCCUCCGCCACUAUCAAAUGGUGUUCGUUUCAAUGUCCUCGUCAUUUGUAUGUCAGUUUGCCUACCCUGUAGCGGGAUUCUGUAAUUUCUUAACGACGAUAAUCGUUAUCGUUACUUAACGACAAUUGUCGCUUGCGCGACCAACGAUCGUUAUUGUAGGUGAUUCUGUAUCAUGGCUUUAACGAUUGUAAUCGUUGCAAAAAUCGUAACAGACAUAUCGAAAUAGUUCGAUAAAUGUGCAACGUUGUCAGACUUCAAGCAAUAAAAAUCUAGUAAUUUUCUAGAGAAUUUAUGAACGCGACGCACGAAACUUAUUUAUGGAUAGACUUCAUUCAGAUUAGUCUAUGGUUUUCAAUCAAUUUGUGAGUGACGGUUAACCGGGUUAACCUAUAGAGGAUCUCAUUGAUAAGAAAUUUUUGUCUUUUGUGACCUUUUCAACAAUAUUUUUGCCACUCGUGUAUAAAUUAAUCAAUAAAGAAAUGUCACAGUCAAUCCUAUAUAGCAAAAAAAGAAGAACUGCACGAGCUUCACAGUUACAGUUGACAAAAAUGAUUGAUUUUUUUUACUUAAAUAAGGGUCUCGCAGAAGGAGAGUUAAAUACUCUACAUGGAAAAGAAGAAUCUCAGCAAAAGUGGAAAGAAUUAGCAAAUGAAUUGAAUUCUUUUCAAGGAGCGACAAAAAUGGUUGAACAAUGGUUUGGAGGGACUUAAAAAGUCGUACUUCUAUUAAAGUUAAAGAUCUGCGGAAGGUGAAAAGAUUGACAGGGAAUAAAGCUAUUACACUAACAGAUUUGACGGAACUUGAACAACGUGUAAUUGGAGUGAUAGGAGGCAAGUACGUUGAAGGAAGUAAAUGUGCAGACAAUAUCCCUGAUGAGGAGAAUUUGCUGGAAGAACUUGAACAUGGAAACAAUUCAGUUUUAUCAGAGAUUCCACAAGUAAUAAGUGUUUGUACAAAUAUCUCAGAGGUUUCUCAAGUCUCACAAGAUUUAAAUGCUAAUUCUUUGGAUAAUAUCGAUUUAUAUGAUAAGGACUUAAUUCUCGAUUCUGUUUCCGACGACUGUUUAUUUGAGAAUAACUCUUCAGAACAUAACGCAAUAAUUAGAAUUGAAGAUAACAUUGAUGUUACUCAGAAUCUCGCUAACUGUGAUUUAAGAAAGGCUCCAAAAAAUAUAUCUUUUAGUACAAUAAAAAAUACUCAGUCUCCAUCAUUAAGGCCAGCAAAACAAUCUUCACCAAAAAUUAAUGUGCUAACUUCGAGAAAAUUUAAUCGAGUUACAUCGUCUGGAUCAUUGAAGAAGCACUUCCAAUUCAUUGCUCAGAAACAGGCCGAUGCUGAAUUUAUACAUGCUGAGUCUGCCAAAAUUCAAGCAGAGGCAUCUAAAAUGAACGCACUCGCAAUAACUGAAAUUGCACAUGCAAUAACAAAGUUAGCAGAUACUGCUGCUGUACAAGCCAUUAAUGACAAUGAACGAAUACAAGUAUUUAACAAACUUACAACAGUCUUAGAAAAUCUGGCACCUACUUAUCUUAACGAAUAAUUUCAAUAUUAUGUGAUCUCUCAGUUAUAGUUUAUUUUGUCAUAUAUACUUCAAAAAUUUUUUUUAAAACAAAUAGUUCCUGGAGAAUUCAAGACUGCAAGAACUUUUCUGCUAAAUUUGAUUCGUCGUAACGUACAUUGCAAUUUUUUAAGUAUAAUCUAAUCUAUAGUACUUACAAUUAUUAUUAUUUGUAUUCAAUAAUUUGUGUUAUUUGAAUAUGAGUACAUUAACGAUAAACAAUAUUGCAAUAUUAAGUUAAAUUUUAGGAUAAACCGAGUUGUAUUUUGUACUUUUAUGAAGUUUUAUUAUGUAUACGUUACAAUACGUACAAACGCAAAGUUGUGAUAUUACUAUAAGGAUAUAUUACCAAAGAAAUAUAUAAUAAUAUAUAGUAACGUAUUUUAAAGCAGAUUUGUUUCUUUUCCAAUUA